AUGGCGUCUGAAUUACAUAAAUUAAGCUACUGGGAAAAGAUAUAUACAAAUGAAAAGGAUAACUACAAAGAAUUAAAUAUAGAAUUAGAAGAAUGGUUUGAAGAAAAUUGUGAUAAAAUAAUUAAUUGGAUUGAUAAUAAUUUUAAAGAAAAUAAAAAUAUAUCUAUACUUGAUAUAGGAUCAGGUAAUGGACUAUUUUUACAUAAAUUAUAUAAAAAAGGGUUUGUAAAUUUAUAUGGUUUUGAUUUUUCAAAAACAGCCAUUGAUUUAGCUAGAUCAUUUUUUGAAGAUAAUGAUAUGAACAAUAUUUAUGUACAGGUUUUAGAUAUAUGUAAUAUUAGAACAGAAUUAAAUUUGCCUGACUCAAAGUUAGCAAGAACUUAUGACCUAUUAAAUGAUAAAGGAACCUUUGAUAUAUUUUUCAUGAAUAAUAAACAAACCGAAUAUUUUCAACAAGUCUCUUUUUUUUUUAAAGUAAAUACGCUUUUUUCGAUAACCUCAUGUAAUUGCUGUAAAGAAGAAUUAUUAGAAAUUGUUAAUUCCUUUAAUCAAAAUAGUUCAAAAAUAAAAUUAUCUGUUAUUGAUGAAAUUUUAUAUGAAACCAUAACAUUUGGGGGUAAAACUGGCCAAACAAUUACUACCUUAAUAUUUAAGUGUUCAUAG
This is a messenger RNA of Plasmodium vinckei vinckei, 663 nucleotides long. Its product is annotated as methyltransferase, putative. Bases 1 to 663 code for a protein of 220 amino acids. Gene Ontology annotation, molecular function: protein-lysine N-methyltransferase activity. Gene Ontology annotation, cellular component: cytoplasm. Gene Ontology annotation, biological process: peptidyl-lysine dimethylation; peptidyl-lysine monomethylation. Lineage: Eukaryota; Apicomplexa; Aconoidasida; Haemosporida; Plasmodiidae. The transcript has a single exon. The record is from RefSeq and is a predicted model, not a curated record.